UUCAAAAGUGUGUCCACCGUGAGAGUUGAAGAUUUGAUCACAGCGCAAUACGCACGCUCAUACUAACGAUCCGAGGUGGCUACAAUAACUUAUCACAGAGUUUCUGUAUUCGAAAGUAUAGUGAAUGUUCGUGUUCAACAGCUUGUACAGUUUCAUUAUCUAUCUUGGAUAUUAAAAAAAGAAGACACAUCGUUUCUUUAUCGACCAGCGUUAUGGAUGUUUCCAAAGGUGUCUUCGUUUUCACUCUAGUCUGCACGUUGCGUCCUAUGCUGUCCAUUCAGAUAUGUGACAUCAUGCUGGAGAUGGACAAGGAGAGAGAGACGUGCAUGGCCCAGUUAGAAAACAUGACAACAGGUUGCAGUGGGACGUGGGACAAGGUGGCCUGCUGGCCCAGCGCCAAUACAGGACAGGUGGUCACCAUCCCCUGCCCUGUCUACUUCUUAUACUUGACCAACGAUUUCAUCAUGGGUAACCUGUCGAAGACCUGCACCAGUGAUGGCUGGUCUGAGGUUACCCCUGCUUCCUAUGCACUGAAUUGUGGGUACAAUGCCAAUGUCACCAAAGUUGAUGAUGAUGACAAGGCGGAGUUCUACUGGGCAGUGAAAGUAGGCUACACUAUCGGACACAGUCUCUCCCUCAUCUCCCUCACUAUCGCUAUCGUCCUACUCUGCACUUUUAGGAAGUUGCACUGCACCAGAAACUACAUCCACAUGAACCUGUUUGUGGCGUUCAUACUGAAAGCCAUUGCCGUCUUCAUCAAAGAUGUGGUUUUAUACGAGGUCGGGGAGUCCGACUGUCAACCUGAAACUGUGGGAUGUAAGGCAGGGGUUGUCUUCUUCCAGUACGGCAUCAUGACCAGCUACUUCUGGCUAUUGGUCGAAGGCCUCUACGUCCACACCCUAUUGGCUGUCUCCUUCUUCUCCGAGAGGAAGUACUUCUGGUGGUAUAUUCUGAUUGGCUGGGGAGCGCCAACUGUUUUUAUCACAGCUUGGGUUAUUACAAAGGCCUAUUUAAAACACUCUGGGUGUUGGGACAUUAUUAACGACCAUCCCUGGUGGAUCAUCAAAAUGCCAAUAUUACUGACCAUACUGGUCAACUUCAUCCUGUUCAUCUGUAUAAUCCGGAUCCUGCGUCAGAAAAUGAAUUGCAGAGACAUAGGAAGGAAGGAAUCUCAUCAAUACUCGAGGUUGGCUAAAUCCACACUACUGUUGAUACCUCUGUUCGGAAUCAACUACAUCAUCUUUGCCUUCAUCCCUGAAGACAUCAACACGCGAAUCAGGAUGGUCAUUGACCUGAUUCUAGGAUCCUUCCAGGGGUUUGGGGUUGCAGUCCUGUAUUGUUUCCUAAAUGGAGAGGUGCAGGGGGAGGUGAAGCGUAAGUGGCGGCGAUGGCACAUGCAAAGGUUUCUGGGUAAAGGAGACACCAAAUACCAGCAGCCCCAGUAUCUGGGUAGCAACGGUAACAACUUCAGCACCCAGAUCACCAUGUUGACCAGGUGUAGCCCCACCACACGUCGAGCUUCCGACUGCCAGGAACACUUCUCUGCUAUCUGAGCCCAGCUCUGGGUGGUAACAGGGUGGUAACAGAGGGCAGAGAAGAGGAGGCAACAGAGAUGAGCUGUACUGAAGCGCUGUUAAGUAUUCAGUCAGCACAGUCGAGACCACCAGCCAACCACACACAACAACAGCAAUGAUAGGCUUAUAUCAGGAAAGCCACGGACCAAUUUAACACAAUUUAUUUAGCUUGUUUUUUGUUUAACUUAGGAAAUCAGUUCCCAAGUAUUCAUACAAAAACAAAAAAAAGACAGACAUCGUGUCUCUAAAAUAAUCAAGGUAUGAAAUUAUUCUCAUUUUCAAAAUGUCUUUUUGGGCUUAGUUGUGGUUGCAGUGUACACAUUUUUACAUGGGGCAGCAGGUAGCCUAGCGGUUAGAGAGAAGCGAGCCACAGCAACCGGAGGUUUGCCAAUUAGAAUCCCGGGUCUGACGGGAACAAUCUGGCAAAAAGUGAGCUGGCAACCGGAGGGUUGCUGGUAUCAACACACGUAACCCCCACAACAACAGCUCCCCAGGCACUCAGUGUGGCAGCCUCGACACCUCCAAAACCUGUAUACUGUAUGUAUGUACGUAUGUAUGUGUGUCUUUCGGAGGGGUUGGGUUAAAAGCGGAAGUUACAUUUCGGUUAGACGUUGUCUGACCAAUUGACGAAUAAAGUGAUCUAAAGAUUCAUAACAAUGUUCCGUUCCUCCAACCGGCCGCAAUGACAAAAAUCAGCCCGUGGCUAAAUCUAGUCACCUAAUCCCUGGUCUACACUAUGUGUUAAAUCCAAAAAACCUUCCAGUUCAAAUCACCUUUGGAUAUAUCUGUGUGUGUAUUGAGUGUUGUGUUAGUCCGUGUGGCAGGGUUGAAGUCAAUUCCAUUUUAAUUCUAGUCAAUUCAGAAAGUAAAACCAAAUUCCACAUUUUAAUCAUGGAAAACCAUUCAAGAGAAUUGGAAUUUCAGUGUACUUCCUGAAUUAGAAAUGGAAUUGACCCCAACUCUGCUGUGUGACUUGAGAUAAUCGUAACUUUACAUUGGUCUCAUAAGCUAGCUACAGAAGCCUGAUCCCAGAUCUGUAACAUACUGUAUGUGCUUUAGCCAACUUCUUUGUCAUACAUGUUUGACAUGACAACAAAUGAACAUGAAAAUAAAAGAGAGCCGCACACAUGAACAGAGAAGUUGGCUAACAGAAGAGCAACCGGUUAUGAGCUACGACUAGGUAUUAGGCUAGGAGCUGGGUAACAGGCUAGGAGCUAAGAGCUGGGUAACAGGCUAGGAGCUAGGACUGGGGAACAGGCUAGGAGCUAGGACUGGGUAACAGGCCAGGAGCUAGGACUGGGUAACAGGCCAGGAGCUAGGACUGGGUAACAAGCCAGGAGCUAAGACUAGGUAACAGGUUAGGAACUAAGACUAGGUAACAGACUAGGAGCUAGAACUAGGUAACAGACUAGGAGCUAGGAGUAGGUAACAGACUAGGAGCUAGGAGCUAGGUAACAGGCUAGGAGCUAGGACUAAGUAACAGGCUAGGAGCUAGGAGUAGGUAACAGACUAGGAGCUAGGACUAGGUAACAGGCUAGGAGCUAGGACUAGGUAACAGGCUAGGAGCUAGAUAACAGGCUAGGUGAUAGGACUAGGUAACAGGCUAGGAGCUAGGACUCGGUAACAUGUAGGAGCUAAGUAACAGGCUAGGAGCUAGGCAACAGCCUAGGAGCUAGGUAACAGGAUAGGAGCUAGGACUGGGUAACAGACCAGGAGCUAAGAAUAGGUAACAGGCUAGGACUAGGUAACAGGCUAGGAGCUAGGACUAGGUAACAGGUACGGGGAUAGGUAACAGGCUAGGAGCUAGGACUAGGUAACAUGCUAGGAACUAAGACUAGGUAACAGACUAGAAGCUAAGACUAGUUAACAGGCUAGGAGCAAGGUAACAGGAUAGGAGAUAGCUAACAGACUAGGAGCUAGCACGAGGAAACAGGCUAGGAGCUAGGACUAGGUAACAGACUAGGAGCUAGGUAACAGUCUACGACCUAGAAUUAGGUAACAUGGUAGGACUAGGUAAAAGGCUAGGACUAGGUAACAGACUAGGCGCUUGGACUAGGUAACAGGCUAGGAGCUAGGACUAGGUAACAGGUACGGAGCUAGGUAACAGGCUAGGAGCUAGGACUAGGUAACAUGCUAGGAACUAAGACUAGGUAACAGACUAGAAGCUAGGACUAGGUAACAGGCUAGGACUAGGUAACAGGCUAGAAGCUACGACUAGUUAACAGGCUAGGAGCAAGGUAACAGGAUAGGAGCUAGCUAACAGACUAGGAGCUAGCACUAGGAAACAGGCUAGGAACUAGGACUAGGUAACAGACUAGGAGCUAGGUAACAGUCUACGACCUAGAAUUAGGUAACAUGGUAGGACUAGGUAAAAGGCUAGGACUAGGUAACAAACUAGGAGCUUGGACUAGGUAACAGGCUAGGAGCUAGGACUAGGUAACAUGCUAGGAACUAAGACUAGGUAACAGACUAGAAGCUAGGACUAGGUAACAGGCUAGGACUAGGUAACAGGCUAGGAGCUAAGACUAGUUAACAGGCUAGGAGCAAGGUAGCAGGAUAGGAGCUAGAUAACAGACUAGGAGCUAGCACUGGGAAACAGGCUAGGAGCUAGGACUAGGUAACAGACUAGGAGCUAGGUAACAGUCUACGACCUAGAAUUAGGUAACAGGGUAGGACUAGGUAAAAGGCUAGGACUAGGUAACAGUCUACGACCUAGAAUUAGGUAACAUGGUAGGACUAGGUAAAAGGCUAGGACUAGGUAACAGACUAGGAGCUUGGAUUCGGUAACAGGCUAGGAGCUAGGACUAGUUAACAGACUAGAAGCUAGGUAACAGGCUAGGAGCUAGAUAACAGGCAAUAGGACUAGGUAACAGGCUAGGAGCUGGGUAACAGGCUAUGAGCCAGGGCUAUAGAUAACAGGCUAAGAGCUAGGUAAAAGGCUAGGAGCUAGGACUUGGUAACAGGCUGAACUAGGUAACAGGCUAGGAGCUAUGGCUAGAUAACAGGCUAAGAGCUAGGAUGAGGUAACAGGCUAGGAGCUAGGACUAAGUAAGUGGCUAAGACUAGGUAAAAUGCUAGGUAGGUUACGGGCUAGGGGCUAGGUAACAGGCUAGGAGCUAGGACUAGGUAACAGGCUAGGCCUUGGCAAGAGUCUAGGAGCUAGGAGUAAGUAAAAGGCUAGGACUAGGUAGCAGGCUAGGACUAGCACUAGGUAACAGUCUAGGACUUGGUAAGGGUCUAGGAGCUAGGACUAGGUAACAGGCUAGGAGCUAUGUAACAGGCUAGGAGCUUGGACUAGGUAACAGGCCAGGAGCUGGGACUAUGUAACGAGCUGGGAUUAUGUAACAGGCUAGGACUAUGUAACAGGUUAGGAUCUAGGUAACAGGCUAGGAGCUUGGACUAGAUAACAGGCUAGGACUAGGUAACAGGCUGGGAGCUAGGACUAGGUAACAGGUUAGGAGCAAGAGUGAUUGAUUGGCUGUGCUGUGCUGGCCAGUUCACAUGACUCAACUUUAGAGUUUACACGUUGUCGACGUGGCAGCAUCUACAUUGGAAGGAUCUCAAAGUGAAAUGUUAUCCACGUGGUCUAGUCUAUAUUGGAAGCAUCUGGUCUCGUCCCUUAUCUAUCUAGUAUCCAGCUGUCCAUGAUCAACCAUUGACGAAGACACUUUUAUGUACCAGAAUUAUGUUGGGUUGAAACAUAGCUGGAUUACAUUCCAAGAAAAGAAGAUUGAAGCGGCAAGAUGUUUUCAUUGUAAGGCAGAGUCUCUUAGUGCAUAGUUUGGUGUGCAGACAGUCAGGUAUUUUUCAGUCUUGCUCUUACAUUCCCUUCAACCCCCCCCCCCCCCCUUUAAAAAAAAAAUAGAUGCACCUGUAUGUGUUUUUCAUUAAAAACGUAAACUUAUCCACUAAAGAUCAUAAAUGGGAAGACCAGGCGGUUAGCCAUUGUGUUUAGCCAUAUGGUGAAGUAGUGAUGGGGGCGUAAAAUGUUUAAAAGUUUUCUCCCAUAGUUCCUAACCUGUUGCCACGUCUACGAGGUAAGAUAUCUCAUUUCAAUGGUACUGAAUUGUUUCCCACUUGGUUUCUAAAACCUUUCAGAAAUCUGUGUUGUUUACCUUGUUGUAUUUCAUUGUACAUGUGAAUACGUGAAUGUACCUCUCACUAAAAAUGUCAUACAAUUGUUCCAGCUAUGGGCGAAGCUGCAUAUACAGUAGGAAUGAAGUACAUGUUUUAUCAUUAUUUACAGUUCUCAGGUGUUGACUGGAUUUCAAUGCAUAUCAUGUAUUAUGUAAUUCUUUUUAAGUUUGUAUUUGUGUUACGUGUUCAGUUGUAUUAUUUUAAACACACUGUAUCGAUAUUCUCAGUCAUUUGAUAGGAUAUCUACAAGAAUGUUUGACAUUCUAUGGAAUGCUUUGGAACAUUCCGAACAACACAAAAAGUGUGGUGUAAGCAAGUGUUUUGUAAAUAUUGUGCAAUUCUGCUUUUGGAUUCAGUUUAAAUGAUGUUCUAGUAAAGACAGAAGCAAAUGAA
Molecule: messenger RNA, 6104 nt
Organism: Oncorhynchus nerka (sockeye salmon)
Lineage: Eukaryota; Metazoa; Chordata; Actinopteri; Salmoniformes; Salmonidae
Product: vasoactive intestinal polypeptide receptor
Exons: 13
Coding region: 213-1553 (446 amino acids)
Biological process (GO): cell surface receptor signaling pathway; adenylate cyclase-modulating G protein-coupled receptor signaling pathway
Cellular component (GO): plasma membrane
Molecular function (GO): G protein-coupled peptide receptor activity; vasoactive intestinal polypeptide receptor activity; peptide hormone binding
Source: RefSeq, a predicted model, not a curated record